Myotis davidii is the source of this 626-nucleotide messenger RNA. It is a transcript of the gene SH3BGR, whose product is annotated as SH3 domain binding glutamate rich protein. The transcript is spliced from 6 exons. Lineage: Eukaryota; Metazoa; Chordata; Mammalia; Chiroptera; Vespertilionidae. The record is from RefSeq and is a predicted model, not a curated record. Gene Ontology annotation, cellular component: cytoplasm. The annotation marks the transcript as partial.
CCGGUCAGGAUUUGUCUAGCGCCCCGCUCCGUCACGGGGGUGUGUUGGGGGGAGUCCUCUUUCCGGCUGUCGAAAUGGUUAUCAAAGUGUUUGUUGCCACAUCUUCUGGGUCCAUAGCGAUUAGAAAAAAACAGCAAGAAGUAGUGGGCUUUCUGGAAGCUAAUAAAAUCGACUUUAAGGAGUUUGAUAUAGCCGGAGAUGAAGACAACAGGAAGUGGAUGAGAGAGAACGUCCCUGGGGAGAAAAAACCUCAAAACGGGAUCCCUUUGCCUCCCCAGAUCUUCAACGAAGAGCAGUAUUGUGGGGAUUUUGAUUCUUUCUUCUCUGCAAAAGAAGAGAAUAUUAUUUAUUCAUUCCUUGGUUUGGCUCCCCCUCCAGGCUCAAAGGCGACAAAGCCGCCCGAGGAAGAAGCGUCCCUGCCCAAUGGUGAGGUCGUGGGCGAGGCGCAGAGCACCGCAGAGGGAACAGAGAAGGCUGGAGAGAGUGGAGAAAAUGAGGCACCAAAGGAGGACAAGGACGAUGAGGGCGACCUCACCGAAGCCCAAGAGGAGCAGGCAGGAGAGGUAACAGAGGAGGGAGCAGAAGGGGACGCGGAGGGAGAGGAAGCUGAAAAAGGAGACGAAGAA